Messenger RNA from Dunckerocampus dactyliophorus (ringed pipefish), 1745 nucleotides. It is a transcript of the gene stx8, whose product is annotated as syntaxin 8. NCBI's taxonomy places the organism in Eukaryota, Metazoa, Chordata, Actinopteri, Syngnathiformes, Syngnathidae. Bases 94 to 753 code for a protein of 219 amino acids. Gene Ontology annotation, molecular function: SNARE binding; SNAP receptor activity. The record is from RefSeq and is a predicted model, not a curated record. The transcript is spliced from 8 exons. Gene Ontology annotation, cellular component: endomembrane system; SNARE complex. Gene Ontology annotation, biological process: vesicle fusion; intracellular protein transport.
CCCGUAGUGACGUCACACCUAAACAGGAAACGUUGUACUACCGGGUAAUCCAACUGAGUGGAUUUUCUCUUAAAAUAUUUUUUUUUCCCCAGAAUGUCGCAGGAUACAUGGUUACAAAAUUACGAUGCCACUUGUCGGCUGGCACAAGAAAUUGCCGAAAACAUCCACGAACGGAACAGACAGCAAAGAACAGGAGGGAACCCUGCCAAGAUGAACAUGACACUCCGGGCGUCAUUGCAGAAGCUCAAACAGAAUAUUGCCCAGCUCAAAGAGAGUUUGUUGAGGGCUUCAUCAUCACGGCGGAUAAUGCCGUCAGAAGCUGACAGACGACAUAAUCUCAUUGACGACCUGCUGACCAGGGAGAAACAGCUCAAUGGCACUUUUAAAGGGGACAGCACAGAGCAAGGACCUUCCAGAUCAACCUUAAUGGCAGGAGGAGCUGGAAUGAGCGAAGGAGACACGGCCAACCCGUGGCUUAUUAAUGAAACAGAUGAAACCAGGGGGUUGACUUUUGGAGAGAUCAAACAGGAGCAACAACGAAUCAUCGAAGCCCAGGAUGCAGGUCUAGAUGCACUAGCAGCAGUCAUCAGCAGACAGAAGAUAAUGGGACAGGAUAUUGGCAAUGAACUGGAUGAGCAGAACGAAAUCAUUGAUGACCUUGCGCAUCUUGUGGACAAGACAGAUGGACGCAUUCGUAAUGAGACGCGACGAGUGAAGCUGGUAGAAACAAAGUCUGCCUCUUGUGCCGCUUGAGCUGUGAUGUCAUACCAGCAAGACUUCCUGCAAGGACGCCUGUCGGCAUAUUAUUUUUCUGUGUAGUCACCUGUAAACAACAUGAAUUUUAAGUAAGUUUUCAAAGUUCUGGAGAGAAUGACAAAACUUUGUGUCGUGGGAAGGUGGUAAUGGCGCGUUUCACGGACGUUACGAAGAGCUGAACAAAAAAAGGUGCCGCUGAAGUGGUUGUUGUUAGGUUUUCCACCGUAUUGAAUGGUUGCAUUUCUUUUGCAAUGUAGCGAGCCAGAGUGUCUGUGGGUGAACACCAUUUUGUGCUAUUUUGCUUGUAUUUACUUUGCCGACCAAACGCCUCAGUAAGCGUUGGCUGUCAGGAUGAAGGGUGUGUUGCACCUCCAGCGGUAUUUUUUCUUCCCAGUUGGGACAACUGAAAACAGGGUUUAGAAAUUGCCUAAAUCCAGUGGAAGCAAUUUGUUGCUUGUAGAUUUUAACUUUACAAGCAAAUUGCUCAUCUAAGAAGCAAUUUUCAGGCAAAAAAAAUCAUGCACGUCAUGAUCAUUGAUGUAUACUGUACACCUAUUGCCUGUGAUCGAAUCCGCUGGUAAUCAAUCAUGGUAUGUUGUAUUCGUGUAAUAUGCUGUCAAGAAUAAUUUGUCCAUUUUUUCCAAUGUUUUUUCAUCAACCCUUUUAAAGCCGUCUUCAAUUGGAGUUGGUUUCUUGUUUGCUUCCAAAUAUUUGGCGUGCCUGGUUGCUAACGACCGUUGGUGGAGUGUUGAAUUAAUGUGUUACUGUAUUGCCUCCUUUUUCACCCUGUUGCUACCAGUCACAAGCGCCGACCCACGAUCUGAACCAGUACCAUGUUCCUUGCACACCUCACACCAAAUUUCGUAAACACAAUCAUCGUCCUUGACUUUAUAACCAAUGUCCGUGUUCAAUUCUUUCAUCCACUUCCGAACUGUUUUUAACGAGCUGGUUAUGGCGACAUGAGAUGCACCAGGUCUCGGUGGCAGCUG